AGAAGCUGUACUGAGCAGGUUCUGAAUUGGUUAGCUACUUAGAAAUAAUAAACCUGUCUUUAUAAACUUUGGUCAUGGAUAACAGUCUGACUUGCAAUAUUUGCUUGGACCGGUACAAAAACCCAGCGACUUUGCCAUGCGGUCACAACUUUUGCAUGGACUGCAUCUCCAAACACUGGGAUGAGAGAGAAAAAUGUGAACCUCAGGAUGUUGCAUUCAACUGCCCGGUAUGUAAAGAAACAUUCGUCCCUCGACCCAGUCUGAACCGGAAUGUGUGUCUGGCAUUUUUGAGUGAAGCAGAGCGAGAUGCUGGUAUGUCAUGUAGCUCAGACGUAGCUCAAGGCGGCCCCGAACAGCAAUGUGCGCAACAUCAAAGACCUCUUAUCUUCUACUGCAGGACCGAGCGAGUAUGUGUGUGCUCUGAAUGCUCAGUGAACGAGUGCAAGGAACAUGACAAGGUGCUGGUGGAGGAGGAGAGGAGUAACAGAGAGGAGGGAUUGAAGGAAAAGGGCAUGAAGAUCAAGAGAUGCAAGGAAGAAGCAGAGCAGAACAUUCAGACACUCACAGAAAACAUUUCUAAAGCUAAGGUGUCACUGCAGCAGACAUCUCUCUUUGUAGAUAACAAGUUCUCUCAGCUGCUGAGGGUCCUGAUGGAAAAACAAGAAAUGAUAAAGAACUUCGUAGAGCAGCAGAGGACCAGCACUCUGGCUCAAGCUGAGGCUCGGCUCCAUGAUCUGCAGGAAAAUGUUCAGCGGCUAGAAGCGCUUGAGGACCAGAUCAGCAGCCUCUGUGCCCUUCCCCACUGCCAGUUCAUCCAGGACACCAGGCUGGUGGAGGUUCCUCAGAUCAGACAGGUUCCUUUAGAUGUUAGUGUAAAUGUGCAGGAUAAAUUGGCUCCUGUCACAGAUGUGCUGUCUCGCAUUGCUAAGCUGGUUUGUGAGGAUCUGGAUAAAACUGUGUAUGCAUCUGUAAUCCACAAUAAAGAAGGCUCUCCUCAGGACAAAAGGCCAAUGCUGGCUGUGGUGCCCAGUCCUGCCACUCCAUCUUCAUCUUAUCCAGCAGUAAAGGAAGGCCUUAAUCAAUACGGUCGUUCUUUGACAUUUGACCCAUGCACAGCCUAUGCUCACCUUCAGCUUUCUCAGAAUAACCAGCGGGCAGAACACUUGAUCUCCGGGCCCCACUCAGUUUUAGAACACCAGGAUCGUUUCGACUACACCUGGCAGGUGUUGUGCUCUGAGAAUUUUACGCAAGGUAUCCACUAUUGGGAGAUGGAGGUGUCCAAACCAUGGGCAUACGUGGGUGUGACGUACCCCGAUAUCCCACGCAAGGAAACAGGCAAGACGGUAAAACUGGGAAUGAAUAAUUUGUCAUGGAGUCUGCAGUUAGAUGAGCGCCAGUUCACCGCUUGGCAUGCUGCGAAAUCAGAGCGCGUAUCAGGACAAGUGCAACCACAUACACAGUCGCUGCGGAUCGGCAUACUGCUCGACUAUGAGGGAGGGACUUUGACCUUUUAUGGAGAAAACCAGGUGAGGCUGCACGCCUUCCAUUGCGUGUUUACCCGCGAGCUGUACCCUGCUUGCUGGAUUGGGGAGGGGGUCACGGUUACUCUCUGCCCACCAUGAACCUCAAAAAUGUUUUCAGAGUACAGCACUGAACUGAAAUCCAGGAACACCAUGGGUGUUGUAACUAGGUUUCAUAUUUUUAGCUCUUCACUCCACUUCGAGGAUGCAAAGAAAAGGGGGUAGAACAG
Trichomycterus rosablanca is the source of this 1750-nucleotide messenger RNA. RefSeq names its product tripartite motif containing 65 (gene trim65). Lineage: Eukaryota; Metazoa; Chordata; Actinopteri; Siluriformes; Trichomycteridae. Gene Ontology annotation, molecular function: protein binding; zinc ion binding. The record is from RefSeq and is a predicted model, not a curated record. The coding region runs from base 75 to 1622 and encodes 515 amino acids. The transcript has 7 exons.